AUGUUUAAACUACCAAUAAUAAAAUUCAACAAGGUGAAGCCUAGAGAGGGGAAUGAUGAGAAUAAAGAAGGUCCUGACCCGAGCUCUCAGUCUCAGCCAUCAACGGGACAGGGAGAAAAUGAAAAUGAAAAGAACUCUCUAAAAACCAAGAUGCCUCCAGUCGCAUUUGAAGAGUCACACCCCAAAAUACAAGAUACAAGCUCUGAGAAAAACUCCCUCAGAGAUCUGCCCACAAACUCUGACCCUAAAAAUCUUGAGGAAUCAACCAGAACGAUGCCAGAGCAGCUGGAAAUGGGGACUGAGAAAGAAGGCCUGGUCAGUCCAAAGAGCAAACCACCUGAAGCCCCCAUUAUAAACGAGUAUUCUGACGCCCAGCUACACAACCUGGUAAAGAGGAUGCGUCAAAGAACGGCCCUGUACAAAAGGAAGUUGGUGGAAGAUGAUUUAUCCUCACCUGAAGCCAGCCCCAAAACUGCAAAACCCACAGCUGUAUCCUCAACCCAAGAAAGCAAUGCUCAGCCCAAAGAAGAACAUUACUAUCACGUGUUGUGUUGGAAACUGCGGAAGAUGCCUCUGACAGAGUACUUAAAGCGGAUGAGACUCCCGAGAAGCAUAGAUUCGUACACGGAUCGUCUCUAUCUCCUGUGGCUCCUGCUCGUCACCGUGGCCUAUAACUGGAACUGCUGGCUCAUCCCACUGCGCCUCGUCUUCCCGUAUCAGACCCCGGACAACACACACUACUGGCUCAUCACGGACGUCGUGUGUGAUCUCAUCUACCUUUGCGAUAUGCUGUUAAUCCAGCCCAGACUCCAGUUUAUAAGAGGAGGAGACAUCAUAGUGGAUUCAAAUGAGCUAAAGAAACACUACCGGAGCUCUACAAAAUUUCAGUUGGAUGUCGCAUCAAUAAUUCCAUUUGAUGUUUUCUACCUCUUCUUUGGGUUUAAUCCAAUAUUUAGGACAAAUAGAGUAUUAAAGUACACCUCAUUUUUUGAAUUUAAUCACCAUCUGGAGUCGAUAAUGGACAAGGCCUAUAUCUACAGAGUCAUUCGAACAACUGGGUACUUGCUGUUUACUCUGCACAUUAAUGCCUGUAUUUAUUACUGGGCUUCAAACUAUGAAGGAAUUGGAACGACUAGAUGGGUGUACGAUGGUGAAGGAAACAAGUAUCUGAGAUGUUAUUAUUGGGCAGUUCGAACUUUGAUUACCAUUGGGGGCCUUCCAGAACCACAAACUACAUUUGAAAUUGUUUUUCAACUAUUGAACUUUUUUUCGGGAGUGUUUGUCUUCUCCAGCUUAAUUGGUCAGAUGCGAGAUGUGAUCGGGGCAGCGACAGCUAACCAGAACAACUUCCGGGCCUGCAUGGAUGAGACCAUCGCCUACAUGAACACUUACUCCAUCCCCAGGAGUGUGCAGAAUCGGGUGCGGACUUGGUAUGAGUACACAUGGGACUCUCAAAGAAUGCUCGAUGAGUCCGACCUGCUUGAGACCCUGCCAACAACCAUGCAGCUAGCCCUCGCCUCCGACAUGAAUUUCAGCAUCAUCAGCAGAGUCGACCUGUUCAAGGGUUGUGACUCACAGAUGAUUUAUGACAUGUUGCUAAGAUUGAAGUCCACUAUCUAUUUACCUGGUGACUUUGUCUGCAAAAAGGGAGAAAUUGGCAAGGAAAUGUACAUCAUCAAGCAAGGAGAAGUGCAAGUUCUUGGAGGCCCUGAUGGUGCUCAAGUUCUGGUUACUCUGAAAGCUGGGACAGUGUUCGGAGAAAUCAGCCUUCUGGCAGCAAGAGGAGGGAACCGUCGAACUGCCAACGUGGUGGCCCAUGGGUUUGCCAAUCUUUUAACUCUGGACAAAAAGACCCUGCAAAAGAUUCUGGUGCAUUAUCCAGACUCUGAGAAGCUGCUCAUGAAGAAAGCCAGAGUGCUUCUCAAGAAAAAGGGUCCGGCCGCAGAGGCCACCCCUCCAAGAAAAGGACUUGCCCUUCUCUUCCCUCCAAAGCAAGAGACCCCCAAAAUGUUUAAAGCUCUCCUGGGGGGCUCGGAAAAGCCAGAUCUCUCAAGACUGCUCAAACUGAAGAGAGAACAAACUGUUCAGAAAAAAAGUGAAAACUCUGAAGGAGGAGAGGAUAAAGAAAAAGAACAUGAAGAUAAAGGAAGAGAGUCAGCAGAGAAAACACUGGAUGGGUCUAAACGCAGAGCAAGUUCUGCCUCAGCAGAGGAAGCGCCCCGGUCGACUAGCAGGGCAGCCUUACCCAGUGAAACUAGCCGUCAGUCACUCAUCAUCAGCAUGACUGCUUCUGCCGAGGCCGGGGAAGAGGUCCUGACGAUUGAAGUCAAAGAAAAGGCUAAGCAAUAA
Molecule: messenger RNA, 2349 nt
Organism: Equus quagga
Lineage: Eukaryota; Metazoa; Chordata; Mammalia; Perissodactyla; Equidae
Gene: CNGB3
Product: cyclic nucleotide gated channel subunit beta 3
Exons: 18
Coding region: 1-2349 (782 amino acids)
Biological process (GO): monoatomic cation transmembrane transport
Cellular component (GO): photoreceptor outer segment; plasma membrane; intracellular cyclic nucleotide activated cation channel complex
Molecular function (GO): intracellularly cGMP-activated cation channel activity; intracellularly cAMP-activated cation channel activity; protein-containing complex binding
Source: RefSeq, a predicted model, not a curated record